AUGAGCACAGACGCUGAGGAGGCGCCCAAGCUGGACACGGCCCGGCACAUCAAAUACUGGCAGCGAUGCCACAAGACGUUCCUCCCCACGCCCUACACCUCCAACGACUCCACCAGGCUCACCUUUGCCUUCUUCAUCAUCUCAGCCCUCGACCUCCUGUCCGUCCCCUUCACAGCUCAGGAACGAGCCGCCGUCCGAAACUGGGUCCUGAGCCUCCAGCACCCCGAAGGCGGCUUCUGUGGGAGCCCAACCCACUCCAUUUCCGGUGACAAGGCAUCCAAGGGGUCGGCCAACAUCGCUGCGACGUUUUUCGCCUUGAUAUUGCUCGGCCUGGCAGCGGACACGGAGGAGGAGCAGCGCUCGGCUUUCGCGGGGGUCAAUCGCAAGGGGCUGCUGCGCUGGCUGACGAAGCUGCAGAGGAGUGACGGGAGCUUUGGACAGGUGUUGUGGGAUGGGGAGCCGACGGGGGGGCGGGACAUGCGGCAUAGCUAUCUGGCGAGCUCGAUUCGGUGGAUGCUGCGGGGGGACGUGAAGGACGGGGAUGAGGAUUGGGUGGAGGAUAUUGAUACGGAGGGGAUGAUUGAGUAUAUCAGGGGUGUCCAGACGUAUGAUGGCGGUAUUGCGGAAUCCUCAACAGAAGAAUCUCACUCUCUGGCGAUGCUUGAUCGGCACUUUGAGGCAUCUACGACUGGGGAGACAAAGCGCGCGCUGGACCGCGGCGUUGCAGACCGUGAGAGACUGCUCAGAUUCCUCGCACACAGGCAGUUCAGGUAUCUGUCGAAGAGAGAAGAGGCCCAGGACAACACCGUCAACUACCUCGAGGCCCAGCUGGGAGACCUGAGUCUUGAUGUGGGGGUUCCCUACACUGGCUUCAACGGCAGGUGGAACAAGAAGGCCGAUACAUGCUACACUUGGUGGGCAUGUGGCACUUUAAAGCUGCUCGACUGCGAUGGUUUCUACGACCCUCAGCCGUGCUGCAACUACCUGCUGGGCAUUACCCAGCACGGCAUCGGCGGCUUCGGCAAGUCCGUCGGCGAUCCUCCGGACAUUUACCAUUCGUACCUCGGCUUGACCACGGUGGCUCUGCUGGGCGGAGCUGAGCUCAAGGAGGUUGACGCUGGACUGUGCUGCAGCAAGGAAGGGGUUCGGAAGAUUGAGGCAGCGAGGGAUGGGCUGCUGCAGUCUUUGAAGAGGCAGAGGGAACAGCGUGGUGGGUGGGGGGCGGAUGAGUUUUGGGGGAAGGCUGCGGAGAUGGUCAAGGUCAAGUAG
Molecule: messenger RNA, 1269 nt
Organism: Trichoderma citrinoviride
Lineage: Eukaryota; Fungi; Ascomycota; Sordariomycetes; Hypocreales; Hypocreaceae
Product: terpenoid cyclases/Protein prenyltransferase
Exons: 4
Coding region: 1-1269 (422 amino acids)
Biological process (GO): protein geranylgeranylation
Cellular component (GO): CAAX-protein geranylgeranyltransferase complex
Molecular function (GO): CAAX-protein geranylgeranyltransferase activity
Source: RefSeq, a predicted model, not a curated record